UGCGAUGUUGAAUUGUAAAAAUUUAGUUUCUCAAUAAUGAAUAUUGACGAUGGCGACUGGCUAGUGUACGUUUCUAUGUAAUGUGCAUUGUAUUAGCCCUUUUACGGCUAUUACUGCUGUUCUCCUUGGGUGUAGGUCAAUUCUGCCACUGCUACAAACCAUUACCUUGUCUUCCACUAAAAAAGCGACAAUCUAGACUCAGUGGAAAUCCAAUACAUCGCAGCAAUCAGCAUUGGGGUCCCAUUGGUCGUGGGCGCAGUGCUUCUGAGGCAGAAUGGGAUAAAUUUGUAGAAGAGGUGUUAUCCAAUCCCGCUUUGGAAGCAUCUGAGGCAAAGGAAGAGCCGAAAACUUUGUUUAAGAACACCGAGAAUGAUAACAUUCUUAAAGGUUUAGGCAAAAAACAUUACCAAGGCACCUUAGACGAAAUUAGGACAGAAGUAAAUGUUCGUGUUCGAAGGGAAAAAGAAUCUAUAUCUGAAGAUGGAACAACAGAAGCUGUUGAAAAACCGGUAACAGAGUCGGUGGAUAAUGCCAUAUUUCGUGAUUUCGAUGCCUGUGGUAAAAAAACAAGGUUUGUGGCUGCUAACAACUUUCCUACUGCCAAGGUAUUGGAUUCGAAGUACAUUAUUGAAGGGUUGAAGUUCCGACGUUUGGGCGACAGCGACUUGGUCAUAAGUGAAUUGGGUAUUGGGACAUCAAUGUAUGACAAUAUUGAGCUUAUUGACCAUGAUCAUGCCGUUGAGAUUUUGGAAACUGCGAACAAACGCUAUGGAAUCAAUUUUUUUGACACUUGUGAGUACGACCCUUAUCCUUAUGAGCCUCGGAGUUACCUUGAAGGGCAGCAUAAAAGCCUGAAUGCAUUUUUGAAACGCGUCCGAAGGGAAGACGUUGUCAUUAGCGGCCGAAUAUCAUCCAGCAAUUUGGGCAAACAUCGCACCUCAGGUCGCUUUCUUUCAUGGGUUCGCAAUGACAUUUCAUCUCCUCCCAAACUAUCGGUUAUCGAAGGUGCCAUUGAUCGUCUAUUAUCUCGAUUAGGCACUGACUAUAUUGACAUCAUGUCUUUUGUCCACCCAUACCGCUAUGUACCUAAUGCUCAUCUUGGUGAGGACACUUACUGUUGGGGUUUUGAGAGAGAUGUUUUUACUGGUUCAUCUCCAUCAAGUGCUGAAGAUCCUGGUUACGAUGCUGAUGCAUUACUCGAUGCGCAGUGUGAUAUAUUUGAGCAACUAGUAGCCAAGGGUAAAGUGAGGGCCAUUGGACUGUCUAAUGAGACUGUUUGGGGUUUGUAUCAAUUUACUCAGAAAGAAGGUCGUAAAUUCCCGAUAGCUUGUACUCAGCAGAUGUAUAACCUACUUCAUCGCAAUGAGUUGGAAUCCAGUGGCAUGUCUGAAGCUGUUUUAAAGGAACGGUUCAACUGUCCAGUGGUGGCUUAUGGUAUCCUUGCUGGUGGCAUUUUAACUGGGAAAUACAUUGAUCCUGAGAGGCAUAAUCCUAUGGGUGCUGACAAGACCAAGGAGAGAUCUACUCUUGCUGAUACUAACGACUAUCCUGGUGACUACGAGAUACCCGAAGACUAUGGUCACUUGCAUUACGGUCCUUCUAAUGCUCGUUGCAAUCUAUUUCCCGAUACGUUCCACACUCACAGGACUAUUUGGUCUCAGCAUGCUACCGCUGAAUACUUGAAACUAGCUCGCACUCAUGGAAUGACGUUGUCUCAGUUGAGUAUUUCCUGGUCAUUGACCAGACCAUUUAUUGCAUCGUGUCUAGUUGCUCCUCGUACUAUAGGUCAAUUACACGAGACUAUUGGUGCAAUGAACUAUCCCAUGACUCGCGAGAUAGAGCGUGACGUCCAUGAGAUAUUUUUACGAUACCGUGCUCCCACUAUGGGUGGACCUCAAUUGUUGACUCGUUUGGAUGAUGACUUCUGCGUACCCAUGUCACAAAACGAACGGUUGCGUCGUGGCACAGUUCCCAUUUGGAGUGGCGGUUCUUACUGGGACAUGGACAGGAUACCUACCCUAGAGCGCAUUGCGAAUGAGCUGCAACACGAUGAAGAGUAUAUCCAGAUUAAGGCUCUUUUUGGUUUGUUGGACAAGCCUAAUGACCUUCGGUGGAAUAACUACCGUUGCUGGGUUGAGCGUAUCAAUGAGGGUUUGCCAGGUGAAUACGUUGCUAUUAAAGAGAGCAAGCUAUUUGGUUGGGACAUUAUGAAACUUGACGAGUUUACGUUAGUCCCUAAAACUCCUGAGGAGGUUGCUGAAGAUGACACUAGCGACUUCCACUUUUAUUGGAAGGGUGGCAAGGUUUACGUUGGCCCAACAUCUGAUGCUGUUAGGGCAUUUUACGACGACCGUGUGGCUGUUUGUAACGUGAUUCACUGGCGUGAGGAGAGCUUUAAGCGUGGUCAUCGUGUAAAGGAACUUCCUGAAGGCAUGCAUAUAUGGUCACCUCUUGAUGCUGAUCUUGUAUUCAAGCGUUUGCGUGACAAGUUCAAUAUAGACAUUACUGAGCCUCGUUUAUUGGAGCGAGUUCUGUUAGAAUGUGGUAGGGAUGUUGUUGCUUUAUCUGCUGAUGAGCGUCGUUGUGAGAAGUUUGCUUACUACGAAAACCGGAAGCACCUUUUAGAUCGGGAUAAUUCAGUUGACCCUGAAACUCAGCGUCCUGUUGGUGAGCCAUGAAUUUGGCCAGUCGUGAAUACCAUUCUACAU
Babesia bovis T2Bo is the source of this 2708-nucleotide messenger RNA. Its product is annotated as Aldo/keto reductase family protein. Bases 81 to 2678 code for a protein of 865 amino acids. Lineage: Eukaryota; Apicomplexa; Aconoidasida; Piroplasmida; Babesiidae. The record is from RefSeq and is a predicted model, not a curated record. The transcript is spliced from 11 exons.